AUGACGCUCAUAAACGGUGGUGCGCACGUGGGCCAAAAAAUCUGGGACAAAUUGAUCACUGGCUUUUUCACGAAUGCAGCCACUGCAUCAUUCACGUCGCGAGGGUUCUUGAGGGGAUGGCGAAGGACGCUCGUCGACGCGCUGAAUCCAAAUAAAUACAAUGCAUCACCAGCUGCCUCAGCUUCCAUUGGUGCUAGAAGCAGCACUCACCUUCACUUCUCUCUUCGUGUUCUAGGGUAA
Messenger RNA from Chondrus crispus (carragheen), 240 nucleotides. RefSeq lists its product as hypothetical. The transcript has a single exon. Bases 1 to 240 code for a protein of 79 amino acids. NCBI's taxonomy places the organism in Eukaryota, Rhodophyta, Florideophyceae, Gigartinales, Gigartinaceae. The record is from RefSeq and is a predicted model, not a curated record.